CUUUUUUAACUGGUUUUGGUUUUUACAACAAACCAUCUCCUCUCAUAUAUAUAUAUAUAUUUUCUCUCUUCUUAGAAAACCCUAAUUUCAACUCUUCCUCUCCUCUUUAAAAGAUGAAAAGAUCCGUGUGAAGGAUUUUAAAGCUAUUGGUAUGCAUAUAGAUGUAGAAAGAAAUGGAGACAAACACAUGUGAUGUUAAUCACUUGGGUGCGGAUGCCCUUUUGCCACCUCGAAAGCGGCUUUUGGCCGGAUUGAAGAGACAGAAUUCUGAUAUUAACUGCCAUACACCAUCUGCUUCUUGUAAUGGUCGGAAUGGAUAUGAUACUCGCUUUAAUAAUGUAUUGAGAUCCAACUUGGCGAACCCUAAUCUUUCCAAUGAGGAGCUUGUUGAAGCAUCCAGAUUGGCUGCUGUAAAAGCGACAAAGGCUGCAGAGGCUGCCAGAGCUAUUGCUGAAGAGAAGGCUGCUAAAGCAGCUAAGGCUGUGGCCGCUGCAAAGAAUGCUUUGGAACUUGUUGCUUCUCUUUCAGACGACAGUGCUAACAAAGAAAAAUAUCUGAAAAAGAACAAGAUGAAGAAGCACGUCCCUGUUCAGACAUUGUACAAUAAGCAGAAAGGAAUUUUAAAUUGCAAAGCAGAUGAAGAAAUAGCCCGGAAUCUGCAUCGUGCCAUCAACAGUUCCCCAAGAAUUUCAAAGAAUUCCCCUUCUUCUGAUUUGAAGAAUCAUAAACAUAAGAGGUUGAAGAGGUCAGCUUCUGGAAGAACCGUGGUUGACAGUGGAGGUUCAGUCUGGGAAGGGAAUCAAUCUUCCAUGAGCAAUGGGAAUGGGGCAGUAGGAAAAAUACAUACUGAAGGACUAGUAAAGGAGGUAGACAUGAUUACGGUAGAUCUAAACACAUCAAAAUUCAACAAUGAUGACCAACCAAAGUUGGAAAAUGGAGAAGGAUCACAAUAUAAUAAAGCUGAGCGACUUAAAUUGGAAAAUAGGGUAAUAGGAUCACUUCACUCAAAGGAGAAAUUUUCGGAAUCAUUGGAUAGUUUUGUCAAAAAGAGGGGAAGGAUUAAACAAAAAAAGUUGCCUUUGAGCAUUUGUAGUUUCAGAGAUCGAACAAGCCCCAAAGAGGAGCUGAAAUCUAAAGGAAUGUUAGACACACAAGAGAAUACACUCAAAGCUGCAACUGUCAAUAAGUCAACAUUUUCUGUAGGUCCUUCUGGUGAUAGUUUGAUGCCUGUGGAGAGGACAUCCAUGUGGAAGUGCCAGGCUUUCAAGACACCUGGUUGUGUUAAACCAAAUAAAGUCAUGCAGUCGUAGUAGUGUUCAUAGUUUUAUUUGAAAAAAUGGGAUGCUACCAUGAUAGGAGUUGAUGGCCAAAGGUUGUUCUUUACGCAUUUUUCUUUUGAUAAGGCCUUUUUUUGUUCCUGUUUUCUAUUUUUAUUUUAUUUUAUUUUUUGCUUGUUGGUGGCACUGUAAGGAUUUUGAACUUGCUUAAAUGUAAAUCGAUCUGUUUGAGUGCUUCCAUUAUUUUUGUUGCA
Olea europaea var. sylvestris is the source of this 1531-nucleotide messenger RNA. RefSeq lists its product as uncharacterized. Bases 174 to 1310 code for a protein of 378 amino acids. Lineage: Eukaryota; Viridiplantae; Streptophyta; Magnoliopsida; Lamiales; Oleaceae. The record is from RefSeq and is a predicted model, not a curated record. The transcript has 2 exons.